AUGACUCCUAUCCUCUUUCAUUCUUCUCCACAAGCUAAUCGACAUCGAAUGGUAAAACCCAACCCAAGGAUAAAUAAACCACCACCAUCGAUUUAUAUUCUAAGGAAACAACAAGAUGCUGUGGGUAAAAAAAAAGAACUUGUCGCAAAGUCAAGACCCCUUAAAGGUAUAACAUUAAUAGAAUUAAGUGUCGAAUUUUCGAAUCUAAAUAGAAAAUAUAAUGCGGUUAUAGCGUCCUCUCGAUCUUUCAACACUUUCAACACGCAUCAAAAACCAAGGUUUUUCAACCCUUAUGGUCGAUUUCGGUCCAUGCCUGUUAAACUCAGCUCAAAGUCAACCACUCUCAGCAGUAUUUUCAAUAAGACUAAUGAUGUUUCAAAAUCUACUUAUCAUUAUCCACAUUUAACCAAAGAUCAAGAAGCAUUGUCAUCAAGAACACCUCAAGGUGGAAUAAUUGACAAGUUCAACUUGACAGUUAUAAAUUUUUAUGGUAAACUGAUAGUUGAAAGAAGCACAAAUAAUGAUGACUUGCCAUCAGUAUUUGUAUAUAGUACACAAUUCAUGACCAAAUAUUUAAAUAGUGGAUAUCAAGGAGUUUCUAAAUGGACAAAAAAGGUUGAUAUCUUUUCAAAAGAUUUAUUAUUUGUACCAAUACAUAGUGGAGCACACUGGUCUUUAUGUCUUGUUGAUUUUCAAGCUUUUAGGAUAGAUUAUAUUGAUUCAAUGUAUGGUGGAGGAACAGCAAAAGGCAUGGACGAAGUAAAAGAAUAUUUAAUUAACGAAUGUCAAAAUAAGAAAGGUGAAAAUGCAAAUCUUGAUUUCAACAGUUGGGCAGAAAAUCCAAGAUUGAAGAAAGUUCCACAACAAAAAAAUUCUUAUGAUUGUGGUGUUUUUACAUUAGCUUUCAUUGAACACAUUAGUAGGCAAGCGCCUUUAUUGUUUAAUCAAUCAUUAUUACCAUAUUUCAGGAAAAAAAUAAUAUAUGAGAUUGCAUCUGGUGAAUUGUUGACAUAA
This is a messenger RNA of Entrophospora sp. SA101, 1014 nucleotides long. Lineage: Eukaryota; Fungi; Glomeromycota; Glomeromycetes; Entrophosporales; Entrophosporaceae. The record is from the annotation of a GenBank genome assembly.